AUGCGCGAUUCAUUGAAAGAUAGUGUGCCCAAUGAGGCUGGAUCAGUGUCUCGGAAGCGGACGAGGAGCAAGGAUGAUGACGCUCCACCAGCCAAGCGUCGCGUUCUGACGAGUGCAAGAAGAGAGCAAAAUCGGCUCGCACAGAAAGCGUUUCGGGAACGUCAAAAGCGAGAGCGGCUGCGAUUGAAGCAAGAAAAGGCUCAAGCCAAGCAUGGGCAAAGCCUGAGACCACUGUUGAAGCGCGACAAGGCAUGCACAGACCAGAGUUUAAAUAAUCAAGACUCAGCCCAAAGUCCGCAACGACGAGAUGAGCAACUACGGGAAAAUUCACAGGUACUGCCAAAGAUCACUUGGGAGUCGGAAAUGGCAAGCCAAGCUGCUCAGGACUCAGACAGGAGCUCUGAGUAUAAUUUCCCGGACCUUUACCUGAACAUGCUUCAGUUCUCACCAACAGCAAUCUUCACCUCGUGCCUUACCAACGCAGUCUCACUCGGUAUCGACCCAUCUGUCAUCGCAAACUGCGGCGUGGAACACAUCUCACCAUUCUACCAACCCAACCUUUCAUAUACACUUGAUCACGCAGCCCUCAUCCAAGCAGGGUCAACCAUCAUCUCAUCAUUCAGCAACACCAGUAUCCCCAUUCAUCUCCGCCCAACAAUGGCACAAAUCCUCAUCCCGCAUCACACAAGCCUCGACCUCAUUCCCCUUCCUUUUUUACGCGAACGAGCAAUAAUGCUAUCAGCCGCAAUGCCCCAUGUAUUUAACAACUGGGAACUGAAACUAGAUAUCUAUGAGCGCGGCGGCUUGACCAUAUGGCGACUGAAGCAUGAGAAGGGAUCUAGUACGAGGGACUCUUAUCCGCCUUGGGAUAUGAAGAGUUGGGAGGCUGCGCCGUGGUUUUUGAAGAAGUGGUGCAUGCUUAUGGGGAGGGAGUAUGAUAAGCUAUAUAAUCAGAGUAUUGGAUGGCAGGUUGUCAGGGACAUGAUAUGUUCGAGAGAUGCACAGCGAUUGACAACUACUUGA
Molecule: messenger RNA, 1023 nt
Organism: Fusarium redolens
Lineage: Eukaryota; Fungi; Ascomycota; Sordariomycetes; Hypocreales; Nectriaceae
Exons: 2
Coding region: 1-1023 (340 amino acids)
Biological process (GO): regulation of DNA-templated transcription
Molecular function (GO): DNA-binding transcription factor activity
Source: RefSeq, a predicted model, not a curated record